AUUCGAGUCGCAUGCAUGGCUUCCACCAAGCCUAUAUUCCCUUUUAUUCGUUACGCCCGUCCUCUGCAUCUGGCGCUUCAGCCUCCAAGCAAAGAUCUUGAGCUUACCGCCUCGCGCUUGAUACAAUUAAUUGAGAUACCCGGCAUCUUCGGCGGUGCCAUGUCUAAGAUCAUAUGGGACCUGGUUGAGCUGACCUGGUACUGCGAAUGGAUCAAGAGUGGGCCAAGCUACCAAGACUUUGACGAGGAGACCGAGGACUACUUCAACACCGAAGUGCUCCACGUGGAAUACGCCCUCCAUACGGAUCGCUUCACCGCUACCGGCGAAGUCAAGGGUGAUGCCACCAUCGAGGGCUGCGUUCGACUGGCUUGCUUGUUAUUCCACAACAACGUGAUCUGGAAUUUCUACCCGGUGGUCGCACCGGUCUUCCCCAAACCGAUUAUCAAUCUUCGCCUGGCACUAGAGACGACGAUGAAAGCCGGGUACUUCGAGCUGUGUCGCGACGUCUUGAUCUGGAUUCUAUUCAUCGGGGCCACCAGCUCCGGCCUGCUCCCCGAUCGAGCCUUCUUUGUGAAUGAGCUCGCCAUCGUGCUAAGGCAGGAAGGAAUCCCAUCGUGGCAGGAGCUCCGCGCGCUCCUGCUGGGAUUUUUCUACGUGGACCGGUCCUAUCUUAAGCCGCUACGGGAGUUGUGGGAUGAACUCCACACCAUGCCGGUCGUAUCGCCGGAGUGUAUAUAAGGGGCCUUUUUCUUCUUUUGGGGGUUGAUACUUAUGUUUAUAUAUAGGGGCUUCACAGCAUGUCGGUUUCAUAUGCACAUGUUCUAUGUAUGAUAUACUAAUGAGAUGAGACAUGGUAUAUAUGAUUCAGGGUCGUGAUUUGUUUGGUUGUGCCAUACCCCCCCCCGCCCUUUGCUAGCAUAAUGUCUGUUUAUAAUAUUAUCCCGGAUCAUACCACCAGAUCAAUGCAACCAAGACUGAUUGGCAGUGAAACCAGCC
This is a messenger RNA of Aspergillus uvarum CBS 121591, 996 nucleotides long. RefSeq lists its product as uncharacterized. Bases 16 to 738 code for a protein of 240 amino acids. Lineage: Eukaryota; Fungi; Ascomycota; Eurotiomycetes; Eurotiales; Aspergillaceae. The transcript has a single exon. The record is from RefSeq and is a predicted model, not a curated record.